Molossus molossus (Pallas's mastiff bat) is the source of this 2277-nucleotide messenger RNA. It is a transcript of the gene FAR2, whose product is annotated as fatty acyl-CoA reductase 2. The transcript is spliced from 13 exons. Gene Ontology annotation, molecular function: alcohol-forming very long-chain fatty acyl-CoA reductase (NADP+) activity. NCBI's taxonomy places the organism in Eukaryota, Metazoa, Chordata, Mammalia, Chiroptera, Molossidae. Gene Ontology annotation, biological process: long-chain fatty-acyl-CoA metabolic process. Gene Ontology annotation, cellular component: peroxisome. The coding region runs from base 452 to 1999 and encodes 515 amino acids. The record is from RefSeq and is a predicted model, not a curated record.
AGGCGGGACGACGGGGCACAGAUUCGUAGACAGCAUUUUUAAUUGGAAGAAACCAUUUCUGUCAUUUUAGUUCAGCGUGACAGAGAGGUGGUGUGUUUCAGUAACCAAUAAGAACCACGGAAACAGAAGCCCGAUGGCCUGGGCCCGGCAAGUUCCCGGAGCGCUCUGCGUCUGGCUCGUCUCUUCGGCGCAGUGCAGACACGGUGCAGUGAAUUUCAUUGAGCCAUCCUGAUUUUCAGCCCUUCAUCAACUUGGUUAAGCAAGACAGAUUUAUACCCAGCCAUCACCUCGCAAAAUGAAGCAACAGCUAACCUUCCCUAGAGCCAAAGGGCUUUCUGGAAUGCAGUAAAAGAAAAAUAACCCCAGGAAGAGCUUGAAGAAAUUUAUGAACAAUGCAACAGAUCAUUUAGAGGAACCCUUCGUGGUGCUGUGAGAGACGAGCCGAAGAAUCAUGUCCACGAUUGCAGCUUUCUACGAGGGCAAGUCCAUUCUCAUCACCGGGGCCACCGGCUUUCUGGGCAAGGUCUUGAUGGAAAAGCUGUUUCGCACCUGCCCCGGCCUGAAAGUCAUUUAUAUCCUUGUGAGACCCAAGGCUGGCCACACACUGCAGCAGAGGGUUGUCCAGAUCUUAAACAGUAAGCUGUUUGAGAAAGUCAAAGAAGUCUGUCCAAAUGUGCAUGAGAAGAUCAGAGCCAUCAAAUCAGACCUCAACCACAGUGACCUGGCCAUCAGCAAGGAGGACAUGCAGGAGCUCCUGUCCUGCACAGACAUCAUCUUCCACUGUGCUGCCACCGUGCGCUUUGAUGACCAUCUGAGACAUGCUGUGCAACUUAAUGUCAUCGCCACCCAGAAGCUCUUGCUCAUGGCCAGUCAGAUGCCAAAGCUCAAAGCCUUCAUACACCUCUCUACUGCCUUCUCCAACUGUAACCUGAAGCACAUCGACGAAGUUGUCUAUCCGUGCCCGGUGGAGCCAAAAAAAAUCAUCGACUCGAUGGAAUGGCUAGACGAUGCUAUUAUCGACGAGAUCACACCCAAGCUGAUCGGGGACUGGCCCAACACUUACACCUACUCCAAGGCCUUGGGAGAGACGGUGGUGCACCAGGAGAGCGGGCGCCUCAACACUGCCAUCGUGCGGCCGUCCAUCGUGGGCGCAACCUGGCAGGAGCCUUUCCCAGGUUGGGUUGAUAACACAAAUGGACCCAGUGGUCUCAUUAUUGCGACUGGGAAAGGGUUUCUCCGUGGCCUGAGAGCUACCCCCAUGGCUGUGGCGGAUAUGAUUCCAGUUGAUACAGUCGUCAAUCUCACCCUGGCCGUCGGAUGGUACACAGCCGUUCACAGACCUAAGUCAUCGCUAGUCUACCACUGCACGUCCGGUAACUUGAACCCCUGUUACUGGGGCAAAAUAGGAUUCCAAGUCUUGGCAGUCUUCGAAAAAGUUCCAUUUGAGAAAGCUUUCAGGAGGCCAAAUGCUGGCCUCACAGUCAACACCAUCACAUCCCAGUACUGGAAUGCCAUCAACCACUGGGCCCCCGUCAUCCUCUAUGACUUCUACCUGCGACUCACAGGAAGGAAGCCCAGGAUGACAAAGCUCAUGAAUCGGAUUUUAAAAAUGGUUUCCAUGCUGGAGUAUUUCAUCAACCGGAGUUGGGAAUGGAGCACAGACAAUACAGAAAUGCUGAUGUCCACGCUGACUCCUGAAGACCAGAGGAUAUUUAACUUUGAUGUGCGCCAAUUGAACUGGUUGGAUUACAUUGAAAAUUAUGUCUUAGGAAUUAAGAAGUACUUAUUGAAAGAGGAUAUGGCUGGGGUCCCAGAAGCAAAGCAACACUUAAAAAGGCUCCGAAAUAUUCACUACCUCUUUAACACUGCCCUCUUCCUCAUCGCCUGGCGCCUUCUCAUUGCAAGAUCCCAGGUGGCUCGGAACGUCUGGUUCUUCAUCGUGAGCUUCUGCUACAAAUGCCUCUCCUACUUUAGGGCAUCCAGCCCACUCAAGGUCUAAGAACAUUUGGCAACUUCAUUUAUCUGGCACCUCUCAGAUACCUCUAGAACAGCAAAUUGUGGUUCUCAAGAAUAAGAAGUGACAAAGAAUUUGCCAACCUCAUUACCUGUCAAAUGUGCUGUCAUGUAUCCAUCCCUAUUUCUUAACUGUCUUCUUUUUAUUACAGUGAGAGGAGGAAAGUCAUAUCCUAGCCUAUAAUCAUACAUAUUUUAGGGAAAAAAUUUCCAUAUUGUUUCCUAACACUCUAGUCUAUGCCCCUGAAUAUAAAACACCAAAGU